AUACGUAAUUAUAAAAUGUAUAAUGUGUGAUUAUUGAAUAUACUCGCUGAAUGGCAGAAUUGCGCGCUUCGCUUAUUAAAUGCCGAUAUUCAAAUUAUACGUCGGUAUUAGAUUAUUUGCGAGGAUACACAACGUUUAUGUAUAUAUACUCGCUAUACACCACAAGUGUCUGUAAUUUUUUCUUUACAUAACUAUACGUACGCGAUGAUGUUCGAUUGAUUUUUUUGUUGAAUCGCUCGGUGCUCGUGACUUUGAGCGAACGAUACAUACCGCAUUCGAUCAAAAAUAUGCCACGUCUUAAACUGCGUUUUUUUUUACGGAAAAUAUAGCUUCAAUUUUUAUUCGUAACGUGUACUGCGAUUUGAUCGGCAUAUUCAGUAAAAAUUAGAUACGAGGAUAACAAAAUAAUCAAAAAUACGAUAUACUCGGAAUACUUUCGGACCAACCGAUAUUUCAAUCGUUUUUCCUAAAACGAUUUCGAAGCGAGGCCCGCGUCUUAUUUUCGGGAUAUGGCAUAUUUUCGGUAUAACGCGGUAUACACAUCGUGUAAUAGCUCGAGCGCCCAUGUUUACAUUCCAUGUACGUGAAAUAUGUCAGUAUAACUUGCGACGCCGCAGCAGUAACAACAUCGAGAAAAGCAGCAGCAGCACCAAGUGAUUCUCCUGUGCGAUAACAAGUGCCACUUUCAACACUCGUGUGUAUCGUGUGUUUGUGUGUGUGUGUGUGUGUGUGUGUGUUGUGUCGAGCGCACAGCUGUGAAAAAAUGUUCACGUUCAAAACCGUGGAAAGUUUACCCGGCGAAGGCAAACUCGCGAAAUUGGAAAAACUGAAGAGUUUGCGAGAAAAGGUCAACUGGGAGGUCAAAGAAGAGCGAUACGAACUUCUGGCUCGACUCGGCCAAUCGCUCGGCCGUUGGCAGGGCCAGCCUCCUGAUCUCCGCGAGAUCUUUCAAGGCGAAGAAAUCGAUCGUCUCCUCUUGGACUCGACGGAUCUCGUGGCACCUCGCAUGACGACGUUCGUUCCCACGGUCGCUCUUAGCGGCUACAAGGACGAGCCCGAGCUCGACGAAGCGGGCAAGCCAGUGCUGCGUCGCACCACACCGAUACACCAAGCGUACCGAUACCAUUACGGCUACCUUCCUGCUCUGUUCGAAAUAUACGACAGAUUCGACGCGAACUACAUCGACGAGUCCGGAUUGACGCACUUUCACGCGGCCUGCGAGCUCGGACGUUACGACGUCGUCGAGAAAUUUCUCGAGCACGGUCAGGAUCCCAACGUCGUUUGGCGAGAGACGGGCGAUUCGCCGCUGAUCUUGGCUCUGCGCUACCUCAGGAGGAGGGUGGCCGAGCUGCUGCUGAGGAGUGGGGCAGAUCCGAACUUGGCCAACGCGAAAGGAGAAACCCCUCUGCACGUGAUUUGCUCGCAGAAGAAACCGGAGCUGGUGCAGUCGUUCUUUCAGAUUUGCGACGAAAAACAUCUGUCAGUAAAAAUCGACGCCCGGAACGAGUUGGGCGACAGGCCGUUGCACUUGGCUCUGCGAAUCGGUAACAGGAAGGCGGUCGAAUCGCUGCUGAGAGGCGGAGCCGAUCCGAUGUCCCUCAACAAGGAAGGAUCGACUCCUUUGCACAUCAUUUGCGAGACGGGUGUGGACGGCGAUUCGAUGGAGAUAUUCUUCAAGAUCUGCGACGAGAUACAUCGAGUCGUGCAGGUCGACGCGACGGACAGACGGGACCGGACGCCGCUUCAGAGGGCGCUGACGUAUAUCAUGCCGCGCACGCUCGACGUGCUCUUGGAUCGUGGCGCCGAUCUGUCCAGCUUCGUUUAUCCCACCGAGGCCGCCUUCAUCCAGGCAUUCGAUCAAUGGCUCACCGACAGGCUCGACUUUAAAUUACUGCUAGCUUCCGGCGUCGUGGCCUGCGUCGAGCGUCUCGAAAAAAGAGGCUACGAAACGCAUCUCAGCGACGCCGUGGCCAUCAUGCAACUGUUCGCCAAGCACGAGCUGUUCGAGAAGUCGGCGGAUCUCGACAGGUCUUGGUACGACGACGAGGAGUUCGCGAGAGAAGCGAGAUGGACGAUGAUAAGGCCGGACUUGUCGCUCCACGACCUGAUCCGAGAGCAGCUGGCCACGAACAGAUCGCUCGCCAAUCACGAGGACUACUUGGAAUUCUGGUGGACGAAUAAGUUGGAAGAAUUUCUGCCCGAGGAGCCUUUCGAGGCUUGCGCCAGGCAUCUGUGCGAGACGAUUUCGAGAAGAUUCUUCAAGAAGUGGGGGCUGGUUGGUCUGGUGAAGCUGACGAGCCAACGACUGUCGAUUCUUAGCUGCGACGUCAUCGUCGACAUGCUCGUCAACGCCGAUUUGUACACCAUUUGCUUGGCUGCUAGUGACCAAGAUACCACGUGGAAUUCACAGUGCCAUGGAACACUUGCGUGCUUCAGCCGGAGGGCGGAAGUCACACGGAGCCGGCGAUGAUCAGCGGCGAGACGACCAACUCCAACUGUCGGGUCAUCGACUUCACCCGCGAACGAGAUGAUCUCAGGCUGAAAGUCGAACUGUUCGCGCAGACGGAGCGCUUCCUCAAGGAAAGGUUCCAGAUCAAGUGCUGCGAGGCCGGCUCGCCGCUGACCAU
This is a messenger RNA of Trichogramma pretiosum, 2627 nucleotides long. RefSeq names its product UPF0687 protein C20orf27 homolog. Gene Ontology annotation, molecular function: protein binding. The transcript has 3 exons. Lineage: Eukaryota; Metazoa; Arthropoda; Insecta; Hymenoptera; Trichogrammatidae. The coding region runs from base 764 to 2470 and encodes 568 amino acids. The record is from RefSeq and is a predicted model, not a curated record.